Alexandromys fortis (reed vole) is the source of this 2655-nucleotide messenger RNA. Its product is annotated as serine protease FAM111A-like. Gene Ontology annotation, biological process: DNA replication. The transcript is spliced from 5 exons. Gene Ontology annotation, cellular component: chromatin; nucleus. The record is from RefSeq and is a predicted model, not a curated record. Lineage: Eukaryota; Metazoa; Chordata; Mammalia; Rodentia; Cricetidae.
AUGUCAGAGGCAACAACUGACAAUAAAAUGAUACCCAGCAGAAAUGAUGUCAACAAGCAUGAAGUGUCCCUUGAAGUUUGGGAUUCAAAUCUGAACAAUAAUGAAAAACAUCGAGUACCCGUGUGUGCUAUAGAAACCUCACUUCAACCUUUGUGGCCACUCUCAGUCCCGGAGUUGAAGCAUCUGUUUCAUUUCCAAGCCACCAUGAGCUAUAGCAAGCAAGGGUCACAGAAGGUCCUUCCCGAUUUAAGGAACAACAUGACAAUCAAGUACCGUUCGUCUCCGAUCCCUCAAGAAGAGCAAAAGAAUCCUAAGAAUUCACAAAUGCAAAUGGGAUCCCGAAAAAGACCAAAUGAGACAUCUAACAACCAAGAGCAAAGACUCUAUUCUUCUAAGAAAACUCGACAAGAUCAGAACACUCUCCCAACUAAAACAAUCAAGAUCUCCGUGGUGGGAAACCCCAAGAAAAACCCCUGCGAUCUCACCUAUAGGGAGACAGGUAGCUUAUAUGAGGCACUGAACACCCUUGACCUUGUCAAAAGAGAGAUAGAAAAACAGCCAGGCAAAGAAAUGCUGGUGUGUGGCAAAGAAGGAAUAGAAGGGUACAUAAACCUCGGUAUGCCCCUCCGUUGUUUUCCACAAGACAGCCAUGUAGACAUUACAUUUUUCAAAACUGAAAGUGAGGAGAAAGAAAAUAAUGAAGUGUGUGGCCGCUUUGACCAGUCAUCUGCUGAGUGCGUUGUGUUUUACAUUCAUGCAGUCGGGAAUUGGGAGCAAAGAAUUUUUAGGUGCAGGGAUCUUCACUAGGAUGGUAUCAAACUCUGUGUCUAUGGUUUCAAGGGAGAGACCAUCAAGACCACUCUGAGGAAGGAUGGCAGGUUUCGCUCCUUUGUAGAGAGUGACCAUUGGAAACUCAUUAACAAUGACACCGUCGUAGCAAACAGCCAGCCAGUAGAUGUGUUAGAGGGUAAGCUCUUUCAGAUUGAUGUUGAGAGAAAGGAGAGCCCUUGGGCAGCAGAAUGUGAGAAAGUGAGAGCAUGUAUCAAGGAAGAGAGUGAGAAUAGUAAAGAAGAGUCGCUUUUCAAAGCCCAUAAGAAGAAGUUCAGUGAAGUGGCAAAAAGCUCUACUCCAGUUGAAAUGCUCAAACUUCUUUCACUCUUCAAGGCUUCCACUGGGCUCAUAGUUUGGGACAAUAAUGGGAACAGGGGUAGAGCCACUUGCUUUGUUUUCAGAGGGUUGUACAUUUUCACUUGUCGACAUGUAUUAAAUGACAUUGUGGGAAAAGGAAGAGAGCUAAGUAUGUGUCUAGACCUAAUUAGCCAAUGUGUAAGGGUGAUAUUUGAUGAUGAAUACUGUGAAGAGCCAACCUCAAACUUCAACAGUUGCUUUCGCAUUGAACCUUGGCUUGACAUAUCUGAUAAAAGGCUUGACUAUGCUGUCCUAAAACUGAAGGAAAAUGGUCAAAAAGUGCCUGCCGGGCUGUAUAAUAACGCAAUAGCUGUUGUACUUCCCAGUGAGCUGAUAUACAUGAUUGGCCAUGAAAAUGGAAACAAGGUUUUGGAUCGUUGUGCAGUGGUCACUCAAGGUAAACAAAGAGAGAAGAGUCAGCAAUUUGUUCAUGGAACAGAAGCAGCAGGUCAUAGCCAUUAUUCUAAGUUACUCCCUAUGUGUACAAAAAGAAGUUUCCAAGAAAUGAACGUCAACCCUAAUGAUUUUACCUAUAAUAUUUUUUAUAAUGGCUCUUCUGGAUCUCCACUAUUUGAUUGUAAAGGUUCUCUAGUAGCCAUGCAUACUGUUGGCUUCAUUUGUGAGUAUGAAAGUGGAGUUUAUAAUGUUAUUGAGGUUGGCAUAAAGAUGGAAUCCAUCCUUGCUGAUAUUAAGCAAAAACAUAAUCAAUGGUAUGAUGAUGUUUGUGUAAAUCAGCAGGAUGUUGAAAUGCGCAGUGAAGCCUAUACAAAUGUAUUUGAACAGGAUGUAGAAAUGUGAAGAGUUUUGAUGGUCGGAGAGUAUUUGUUCCCGUUUGCUCUCUUUAAGAGAAUUGGGUUUUUAAAGGCAAUACUAUGUUUUUCCGACCUUCAAAGCUGGAAAUGUGGCUCACUGGUUGAGCACUUGCUUAGCAUGCGUGAGGUUCUGAGAUUAGUCCCCAGUGAAAAAUGUCUAUGAUAGCACUCAAAUAAAUUUCCAAAGUUGUUGUUCUCGCUGGCUUUUUAAAACGUUGAAGCCAUCUUUAGUCUCACUUAAUGGCUCAUACACACUUUUACAGAAACUUGGGCAUUUUCUAUUCUAAACUGGUAGGAUACUUUCUCUCUUCAUAACUGGCAGUGAUGCAUGAUUGCUAACAAGUUUUCAGAAUCGUUGGCAAUCAGAAUCUCUCUCCUUUCCACCUGUGGCACGCAAGGUGGAAUGAAACAUUUGGCAGAAGGAGAAUGUUCCAGAGUGUCUGCACUUUGCUCUGGCUCAGCGGUCACUAACCCUCCUCAGGCAGCUAUGAAGAAGGUCUGAAACACCAAUAGCUGAAUCUUGGGGCAACAAGUCCUGACUACUUGUUAAGCCUUGAUGCAGGGAGAAGCUAGGUCCUGCCUCAACUUGAUGUGCCAGGCUUUGCUGAUUCCCAAGGGAGGCCUCACCCUAUCUGGAUGGAGAAUGAGGAGGAAG